Molecule: messenger RNA, 3466 nt
Organism: Aethina tumida (small hive beetle)
Lineage: Eukaryota; Metazoa; Arthropoda; Insecta; Coleoptera; Nitidulidae
Product: XK-related protein 6
Exons: 5
Coding region: 165-1460 (431 amino acids)
Biological process (GO): phosphatidylserine exposure on apoptotic cell surface; apoptotic process involved in development; engulfment of apoptotic cell
Cellular component (GO): plasma membrane
Source: RefSeq, a predicted model, not a curated record
AUACCAUUGCCGUCGGUUAUUUUGCAUGGUCGUCCGUGCUGGAAUUCCCGAAGUUCGUGAAUGACUCCCGUCGUUGUUGCGGACAAUUUCGGUGACGUGCAACGUUCUAGGAAUUCGCCGCUCGGGAAAAAAUGUGUUGUGUCGCAAUUUUACCGUGAUGUGCAAUGGCAGAAGACUGCACGGUGGUCAAGUUUUCAAGAGAUCCGUCUCUUGCCCGCAUCGAAAAUUUAAAACAGACAGACAAUGUCGACAAGUUUGCCGAGAACGAGCACAAUUUCGGGGUGUUUUAUGUGACAUGCAUUGCCCUAUCGAUCAUAACCUAUGUCCUAGAUAUUGCACUGGCAUGCAUUCUGCUGUACGUUUAUUAUGUGAACCAAUACAGGGUUGAUUUUGCUCUGACCGUGUCGUUUAUGUUGUUGUCGGCACUCUUUACCACCGCAAUCAGUUUAAGAUGGUACAUUGUCGACCACGACGACCCGUCGCUGGGCAGGACGUCGGUGUUCCACUGGGUGGUGCGUAUCGUGUUCCUGCUGCUGCAACUGUCGCCCCUGUUGCGGUACAUCGACACCCUCAUCUACGGCAUCAAGAGUAAAAUUGCGGGCGCCACCGAUAACGAGAACCAACAGACGACGCUCUACAGGCGGAUGCUGGACGAGGACACGAACGGGGCGUUGCUGAGGCUGUUCCAUUGCUUCCUACAUUCGGCCCCGCAGGCGGUCAUACAGCUAAUGAUCCUGCUGAGGCACAUGUCCAGCUCGGACAUCAACAAAACCAGGAAGGAACUGAGCACGGAUGUUGCUGUCAUCCAGUCAUGGACGGUGUUGGCAGCCCUCAUGUCGAUUGCUUGGUCAUUGACCACUUACCACAGAUCUGUACGAUAUGCCCGGGACGACAAAGACAAAAUUAAAUGGGGAGGAAUCGUAGUUGCUUUCUCCUGGCAGCUUAUGAGUGCUCUGUCCAGAGUGUUGGCUCUUAGCUUGCUGGCUUCCAUAUUCCCCGCAUGGAUGGGAUGCGUCUGCGCCCUGCACUGGGUGGUGAUGUCAGUCUGGCUGACCCUAACUCAACACAAUUCAUCCGCUUGCACGAACCGAUGCGAAGAGUUCUUCCUGUCGGCAGCCUUAGGUUUGGCUUACGUUCUGGCCUUUAUUUCGCCGCGGGACGGUCCAACACGCUACGUCUAUCUGGCGUACUACUUGGUGUGUUUCAUGGAAAAUACGGGAGCCUUGGUCGUUUGGUGCAUUUCAAGUAAUUCCAACGAAAAUCCGUUCCUGUAUUAUGGGGCGGCCAGCGCCCAAGUGAUAGCCUUCCUUUUGGCAAUAGCGUUCCUUAUCAUUUACUACAAGUACUGUCAUCCGUCGCUGAAAAACCGUUCCAAAAUUCCGAGCCUUGAUUCGUCAGAGUGCCUAGAAAUAGACAAGCCUGGCUACAGUAGAUCGUACAACGUGCGGACUAGGUCAUGAUCAAUAGAAUAUGUCUAAUUUAGACGUUACUUGGUGACUGGAGGACUUCGCGGAACUGUGACGUGAUAUUGUUUUUGAAAGAUAAUGACUUUAAUUGGUUCAUUAUACUUUAAAAUAGAUACUAAAAACAAUAGUAGUUUGUUGUGUCUAAAUCAAAAAUAAAACAAAACAGUAUUUUAUAAUUAUUCAAUUUUUAUGUAUCACCGCGAGCCUCCGUAUCAAGUGAACAUCUAAACUAGACAUAUUGUCACCAUAAUAUUUAGUGCACACUACACUAAUGGAAUGUAGAUCCACUUUUACAGAAUAGCUUGUAAGAAGAGGUUAAGAAGCAAUAUUAUGAGAAAACCAGUGUGAUUUUCUAUGUUUCGUUUGACAUUUUUCACUAGUUAAAUUUUGGCCUGCGUCGAUCCAUAUUGAAAUUACGUCAAACGUAAUUUCGAUUCUUUUAAAAAGAGUAAUGGAUCUAAAAUAUUAAUAUUUGUAUUUAUUUAUUUUGAGAGCAGUAUUUGAAAAAUGAGCAUGUGAUAUUUUUUACGACUAAGCUAAUUUAUAAAAAAAUGUAACUGAAUAUAUUAGUGGCACUUGAGCAGAUGAGCCUUUAUUCAAUAUGAGACUGCCAAUGUGUGCCAAGAUGAAUAUUUAUUCUGUGUCUAAUAUUGCCUUAAAUGUAUAUAUACAAUUGUUGAGAGCUUUAAAUUCUAUCGUUUCUUUAUUAAAGAAAUACGUUGCUGUUUGUCAUUCCAGAGAGUUUUACAAAAAGGCUAUUUACAUGAAAGUGGAAUUAUUGACAAAAUGCAUAAUGCACCUAUAAAAGUAAUAUAAAUUUUGUGUAAUUGACGCCUGUAUAUAAGUUAAAUAAAUUAAGUGUGCCACACAGAAUCAUAUUUUUCUAUAAAGAUCUAUAUUUAUUACUGAUUUCCCUAUAAAAAUAGUAUACAAAUAAUAUUUGAUCAACAAUUGUUAUAUUGUCUAAGUUAUAUUUCCAUGGGUUCAUGUACUAUCGCGUUCAUAAGUGGUCUGCCACUUCAAUGACGUCAGGCCGUAAACGGUCACAUUCAGUAUUACCGUGCACUGCCGACUCGAUGUGGUGGGGAGUCGGCACUGCCGAGACGGCAGAUACAGAAUGUGACCGUUUACGGCCUGACGUCAUUGAAGUGGCAGACCACUUAUGAACGCGAUAGUACAUCUCUGAUUUUUGUAAAAGAUAUGACCGGAAGCAUUGUAAAUAACGAAAGAGCCUUAAAUGUGAGUAAUAAUAUAUAUUCAGAACUGAUAUUUUACUUAUGACUGUUGUACAGGGUAAUUUAUUAACGCGGGGAUUUGUUUUUACUAAAGAAUAAAACAAAGCUGAUGUUUGUCAUAGAAUCAGCUCUCAUUUGACAAUGAAUCAUCCUGUAUCACAAUUUUACACUUCUUCUAAAAAAAUUAUACAGCGGUUGUACUUAAUCCUAUAAAGGAUAAUGUCAGGGUAUUUUUAGUCUUGUUUUAAUAUAUUUUUUGAUUUAAAAUUUCCGGAAACAAGAUAAAACUUAAAAAUUUAUUUAGGUACUAUUUUCUGUGAUAAUCGUUAUUUCUUUUCCCCAUCUUAUUGUUUUGCACACUAACAUUGAUGUGUUCAAAUUUCCUUAAAUAAUUUUUAGAAGCCUAUUAUUCACAGUGUCGUCGAUCAAAAGUUAAAGAUUGCAUAAGGGAGAUCGUUUAAAUAUGCUAAAAUUUAUCUAAUGUCUUGUGUGUACAGAUAGAAGUAUAAACCGACGUCCUAAAUUAGCAAGCGAAGAUAACUGCCACCGUUUUUGUUUGAAUUUGAAUGUUGAGUGAUAAACGUUUAAUGCUCUGAGAUAAUAAAAAGUACCUAUGCAAGUUUUUCAAGCCUAAAAUUGUUAAUUUAAGGGAACAAUAUUAAACAUAAAUUUAUAUUUUGUAUUUGAAAAUGUUGUAUUAUAGAAAUAUGUAUUAUAUUAUUUAUAUAAGUGUUGACAUUCUUAAUAAAUUAUUCACUAAACUGA